AUGUAUGUUCCAAAUUCAAUGUGGACAUGGUCCUUUUGCAUUGUGACUGUUUUACAAACAAUCAUCACGCUGGCUCUAGAGUGUUAUGUUUUCGCAGACUUCCAGCUCAAGCUCGUUGAAGAAAUCGCUGGAGACGUGCCCUCAUCUAAAACAAUUCCGACCUUUUUAGCACUAUACAGUUUCGGUUUCGUUUAUGAGUUGGUACUAGUUUACGAUGCACUACGUCUCAAGAACACCAUUCAAGUUAUCGGGCUGUGUAUAUGCAACAUUGGACUGCUGAUCUAUGGCGCUGUGCAAGUGGAACAGAUCAAAGAUGCGGUCUCGAUCUUACAUGACAAUUCAGCCAUUGACCCAUCCGUGUGGGAACAGAUCAAGCCUUUCCUGAUCAUCAUCCCAUGUGUUGUAGCCAUGGGUAGUGUACUGAUGAUGAUCGUUGCCUGGAAAUUAUAUGAUGAAUUUGCGUGGUCAAUCUAUAAGCACAUCAGCGCUGACUUGCGAAUGAAGCGUCGAUAUCUGACGUAUCAGAUCUACAUCGCGCUUCUCAAGUUCGACUUCUUCUUUUUCCUUGGGUUUACCGUUCAGUUCAUUGUCAUCGUCACCAACAAGAGUGAUGCCGAGUUUGCUCUCACCCUAGCGGCUAUCCCUGUUACAAUUUUGAUCCUGUUAGCAGCCGCUCUAUUCGUCAGGCGCGAAAGCUCUUUCGGAAUGAUCAUUAUCAUUCUCCUCUACUUUGCUGCACUGGCAUAUUUCCUGUUCAAGCUUGUUCGCAUGUACUCCCCGAGCACUUAUGCAGAAUAUCUCCAGGCUCAACGGUCUCUAACGUUUUUCGCUGUGAUCACACUUGUUUUAAUCGUUAUGACCAUUAUCAACGCUUGCUUGUGCAUGCACAAUUUCCAUAAGGGCUUGAAACCGCAUGUGAACAAAAAGAAGGCGCGCAAAGAAGCGGAGAAGACGACAGAGCUGUCUUCGAACAUAACUGGCCAGGCUUCUCCUCGUGCCGCUUCCCCCCUGACCUCUGGUGCUGAAUCUGGCCCAGACUCCAAGGCUUCUGGCUCUGGUGCUGGAGCCGCUGGCUCUGUUUCUUCUGUGGCUCGUACCUCCUCUCCCACUCCACCCGGUGGACCUCGAGCUGCUUUGCGUCGUCGCGCGGCUGCCGACCACAAGGAGUCUCUCCGCAAUGUUAGACCAAGCUCGACUCGCGCUGCCGGUGCUGGCGGCUCUUCCGGUACUAUGCUCAAGCUCUACACCGACGAGAGCCCUGGUUUGAGGGUCGACCCUGUUGUCGUCUUGGUUCUGAGCUUGGGCUUCAUCUUCUCGGUCGUUGGUCUGCAUGUUAUCGCCAAGAUCACUCGCAAGUUCUCCACGUAA
Molecule: messenger RNA, 1368 nt
Organism: Aspergillus alliaceus
Lineage: Eukaryota; Fungi; Ascomycota; Eurotiomycetes; Eurotiales; Aspergillaceae
Product: SEC61-beta family protein
Exons: 6
Coding region: 1-1368 (455 amino acids)
Cellular component (GO): Golgi apparatus
Source: RefSeq, a predicted model, not a curated record